CAUGAUCGUCUGCCGAAAAUGGAAGAAGUUGACAGAAUUAUUAUCCAUUCAUUGAGGACUUUAAAAUGCUCCAUUGACGACGAUGUUACAAAUCUCAAACAGUUUACUACUGAUGUAAUUGUGUCCGCAGCAGCUAAGUGCUUGAAAGCUAUCAACAAUGCACUUGAUCUGCCCAAUAAAUUGCCGGCAGGUAUGUCGGCACGCUACAGAAUUGGAACUGCAUUGGCACAUCAUAUCCAGGAAUUGGGAUAUCAAGGAGAAAUUGGAUACCAGACAUUCCUCUAUUCCAAUGAAACUGAUAUCAGAAAAAUCUUUAUUUUUCUCAUUGAGAAACUUCCUAAAGAAAGUGUUGGCACCACAGAUGAAACUCUUGAUAAAUCUGUCAUUCUUCAGAGAAGCAUUGCAGCUAAACUUGCUUUGCAGUUAAAGUCUGCAUGGACGCCAGGAUAUAUGAACCGCAACAGUGUGCAGUGGAGAGGCGAACCAAAUGAACUUAUGCGACAAGGAGCUGCUGAUAUUUCUGGUUUCCAUGCUUAUCCAAUAAAGUGGCCAAUUGGUACCAGUGAUUUAUCCAAGAAGAUCCCCAAAGAAUUACAGAAUUACUAUGUUAAUCAAUUACCCCUCGUUACUAAACAAACUGUUAGACACAACGAUGUGCUAGCAUCUUUACUAGAAGUCAAUGCAAAAGAAGUAACUGCUCAACAGGAACUGGAAAACGAAUUAAGCAAGGCUGCUUUAACAUCACGUAUUUCAGAGCAGGAAUACUAUGAGAAGAAGCGGCAAAGAAUUAAGAAACGUUUGGCAGACCAUAUUCGCCAAAAUAUAGAACAUCAAAAUAUUAGAAUUGAUUCACAGUCUUCUGAAGACCUAAAAGAAGUGAUCAAAGCUAUAGCAGCUUCAGACGUACCAAAACUGAAAGGUUCUCGUUUCACCCACACCGAGAAGCUACAAUUCACUAAAGAAGAUGAAAAAAUUGCUCAAAUUAGUGAAGCAGCGACUAAAACUUCAGAAGAUUCAGAGGAAGAGCAGAAAUUGAAACGUGAAGAGGAGAUUCAGGCAUUGAACGAAGAAUUAAAUGACCAUCGUUCCAAGGCAGAACAAACUGAUAUAGAAAUGAAGAAGUUUGUUGCUGGGAAGCAGAAAAUGAUGGAGGAAAUUGAGUUAACCAAGAGGAAAAAUGCCGAGAAAGAAGAAAAAUACCACGUGAAGAAAAGAACACUUGAUUUACUCCCAGAUGCUGAAAACAACAUAAAAAUGUUGAAGUCAGUCGUUGACAACAGUGCUCAAAGAUUGGUUAGCUUGGCCACCCAAUGGGAGUCACACAGAGUACCACUUAUCGAAGAGUACCGCACACUGAAAGAACUCAGUUCUUUGAGAGAGUUUGAAGCUGAAAAGAAAUUAGAAGAAAUAAAGACAUUCCGAGAAAAGAUGAAGGAGAUAGCUGCUGAAACCCGGUCAAAAGAUGAACUUUGCAAACAAUUGGUCAAUGAAUAUGAGAAAAUGACAAAAGAUGUCAACCGGUCUUCUUACACACGCCGUAUUAUUGAGAUUGUCUCAAAUAUCAAAAAGCAAAAUGCUGAAAUCGAUAAAGUUCUCAUAGAUACUAAAGCUUUGCAGAAAGAAAUCAACUUCCUCACUGGUAAACUUGAUCGUACCUUCACUGUAACCGAUGAACUUGUCUUCAAGGAUGCGAAAAAGGACGAGUCAGUGAGAAAAUCUUACAAACAUUUGGCUGCUUUACAUGAGAAUUGUGAAGCACUAAUUACAACCAUACAAGAUACAGGUGUAAUAAUGCGAGAAAUUCGAGAUUUAGAAGACCAAAUUGAGAAUGAAUGCCAAAAAUCUGUUAAAACUAACAUGGAAAAGAUUACAAACGACUAUCAACAAAUGAAGAAAGAAAAUGCUGCGUUGAUGGCAAAACUAAAAGAAAAAUCUUAACUGAUCUUAAAUGAGGGGGGGAAACUAAACGAAUAAAAUUUAUUUCCUAAUAUUCCAGAUAUUGAUUAAUAAGG
Molecule: messenger RNA, 2012 nt
Organism: Octopus bimaculoides (California two-spot octopus)
Lineage: Eukaryota; Metazoa; Mollusca; Cephalopoda; Octopoda; Octopodidae
Product: coiled-coil domain-containing protein 22 homolog
Biological process (GO): positive regulation of ubiquitin-dependent protein catabolic process
Molecular function (GO): cullin family protein binding
Source: RefSeq, a predicted model, not a curated record